Molecule: messenger RNA, 1884 nt
Organism: Ilyonectria robusta
Lineage: Eukaryota; Fungi; Ascomycota; Sordariomycetes; Hypocreales; Nectriaceae
Product: Cupredoxin
Exons: 6
Coding region: 1-1884 (627 amino acids)
Biological process (GO): reductive iron assimilation; cellular response to iron ion starvation
Cellular component (GO): high-affinity iron permease complex
Molecular function (GO): ferroxidase activity; copper ion binding
Source: RefSeq, a predicted model, not a curated record
AUGCUCCCGAGCUUCCUGCCCUGCGUGGCAGCCUCGCUGCUCGCACUCCCACAGCUCGUCGCCGCCGCCACCGUCACAUAUGACUUCAAAAUCGGCUGGGUUCGAGCCAACCCAGACGGAGCAUUUGAACGUCCAGUCAUUGGAAUAAACGGGAAAUGGCCCAUCGAAACCAUCGAGGCCAAUGUUGGUGAUCAAGUCAUUAUCCAUGCCCACAACAACCUGGGCAACCAAUCCACCUCGUUGCACUUCCACGGCCUCUACAUGAAUGGCACCAACCACAUGGAUGGCCCUGCUGGAGUCACCCAGUGCCCAAUUGCUCCGGGCUCUUCCUUCACUUACAACUUCACCAUCACCCAGCCUGGCACAUACUGGUAUCACUCCCACACCAGCGCGCAGUACCCCGACGGUCUGCGCGGUCCUCUGAUCAUCCAUGACAAGGACUUCCCUUAUAAAGACAAGGUCGACGAGGAGCUGGUCCUGACCCUCUCCGACUGGUACCACGACGAGAUGACCUACCUCAUCCACAAGCUCUUCAUGGUCAAGUCUAACCCCUCUGGUGCCGAACCUGUGCCUAAGAAUGCCCUCAUGAACGAGACCAUGAACCACACUAUCUCUAUCAAACCGGACACCACCUACCUGUUCCGCGUUAUUAAUAUGGGAGCCUUUGCUGGCCAAUAUCUCUGGUUCGAGGACCACACUAUGCGCAUUGUUGAAGUUGAUGGUAUCUAUACGAAGGAAGCUGAGGCCGACAUGAUCUACAUCUCUGCUGCUCAGCGAGUUAGUUUCCUCCUGACUACCAAGAAGUCCACGUCCAAGAACUUCCCCAUUGUCGCCAGCAUGGACACUACCCUCUUCGACGUCCUCCCCGAUGACCUCAACUACAACUCCACCGGCUGGCUCGUCUACGAUGACAGCAAGGACCUCCCUGCGGCCGCCACCGUGGACAGCCUAGACCCAUUCGACGACAUGACGCUGGUUCCCUACGACAAGAUGGAGCUUCUUGGCGAGCCCGAUCGCAUCGUUGAGCUCGACGUCAUGAUGGACAACCUCCACGACGGCCAGAAUUAUGCCUUCUUCAAUAACAUCACCUACAGGCCCGCCGAUGUCCCCACGCUGUACACAGCCCUCUCUGCUGGCGACGACGCCACCAACCCAGCCGUCUACGGAACCUACACCCACUCCUUUGUCUUGAAGAAGGACGAAAUCGUCCAGCUCGUUGUCAACAACCUUGACUCUGGCCGCCAUCCCUUCCAUCUCCACGGCCACGCCUUCCAGGCCGUCUACCGCUCCGAGGAGGAGGCCGGCAUCUGGGAGGAUUCCGGCAUCACCGAGAAGGAUCUCCCCAGCACCCCCAUGCGCCGCGACACCCUCGUCAUCUAUCCCAAUGGCAACAUUGUCCUGCGCUUCAAGGCCGACAACCCAGGUAUCUGGCUGUUCCAUUGCCAUAUCGAGUGGCAUGUCGUCUCUGGUCUCAUCGCCACCUUCGUCGAGAACCCGCUUGAGCUACAGAAGACGCUCACGAUCCCCGACAACCAUCUUGAGGCAUGCAAAGCCGCCGGUGUGGCCACCACGGGCAACGCUGCCGGCAACACAAAGGACUACCUCGAUCUCACCGGCGAGAACGUCCCCCCGCCUAGACUCCCUGCUGGUUUUACUCCCCGCGGAAUUGUUGCCCUUGUCUUCAGUUGCGUCGCUGGUAUUCUCGGUGUCUGCGUCGUCGCUUGGUACGGCAUGGCCACCGUUGUGGACGACGGUCCCGGCCUCCUUGGCCGUGGAAUCAUUGAUACCGACUCCGGUCCUGAGACUCAGGAGCAGACCCAAACUGGCCAGAAUGAGACUGUCACUACGACAGAUGGCACUGGUACGAAUGCAGCGCGAUUGUAA